AUGGCUACCACCUCAGCGCCCAUCACGCAUAAGGCGCCGGUGAUGUUCUGUGCACCCGGCAACCCCCAAGACCCUAAAACCAGUUUCGGGGGUUAUGGCGACAGCAUUGACUCCAUCGUGCCAUGGCCUGGUGGUUCCCAAAUCAGUAUCGCGACGAUGUCGAGCGGUGCGGUCCCCAGCUGGGUAUUAGACAUUAUGAAAUCUGUCGUUGAGGAGUGGCUAAGAGGUCUGGGUGGUGGGCUUACCGUGGAAUGGCUCCCUGCUGGCAGUGCCGCGAAAAUCCGCAUUUCGUUCCAAAAUGAUGUGCCCAAUUGGAGCUGCGUUGGCGCUCGCGCUCGUCUGUAUGAUCAAUCUAAGCCAACAAUGAACUUCAACUUUGGGGGCUGGAAAGACGAUAGAGUGGUCUACUCUCAUGCAUACACCAAGAGACUGGCUGCGCAUCUCUUUGGCCAUGCGCUGGGAUUACCUCAUGCUCAAGUGAAGCAGACUCUAUCAUACAACAAACCCGAACUUGAAAAGCUUUGCGGCGCUUACUACGCUACUAUGAUUCAGUCCGCAACAGGUUGCCAGAAGUUGCAGGACAGCUCCUCAAUUAUGCACCACGACCUCCCAUCUGCCCUGAGAAGCAGCGGCGCAGAUUCACUCCAUGGUGGUCGUGUCAUUGAUGUAGAGGCACGCAGCCUUCUGCAAUCGCUCUAUCCCUUGCUGCCGAAGCCCCUAUGCGACCGCUUUAGUAUCAGAAACCUCAACGGCUUCAAGGAGGGACUGAAUGCUAAUGGAGUACAUAAGGCAAUAACAUCAAAGACGAACAAUAUAGUGGCAGGACUCUGCCGACUGGAUAUGGGCACUAAUGGCAACUUCCGCCUCCAGUCGAAGAUUACCGACAUUAAAAAGAAGAAAGAAUACACAUGGGAAGUGGGAACUUGGGCUGACACCAAUCUUUUUGAUGCCUCAUAUUCUAUCCUUUCGUUCGAAGAAGAGGACCAGAGAGUGCAGACCGGUCACACCGAGUGGAAGUACCUAUCUGGUGGAAAAUCGCGUUCAACCCACCGGAGCUUCACUAAGCCGUUCAGGACCAUACCCGAAGUAAUCGUCUUCAUUACAGGAUUCGACACUUUAAAGGGGCGUAAUAUCCGCAUUAGCGUGUCCGCUUCAAAGGUCGACAGGAAUGGAUUCACAGUGAACAUGGAGACGUGGGCUGACUCCGAGAUCUACAACCUCACUGUCUCUUGGAUCGCGCAUGAGUCAGAUGAGUGGACAAUCCGAUCCGGCGACCUCACCUAUCCGGUCUCUCCGUUCGAAACAACGCGCGAGAGCAGUCGCACCGAGUCCUUCAAGAGUCCAAUGUCGAGGGACCCUUUGGGCAUAUUCUUGGCCUUCACGUACAUUGACGCGCCCGGCAACUGUCCUAUUCGCCUAAAUUUGAGGUCGGAAAUGACACAGGAAGGGGUAACGGGGGUAUUCUCGACGUGGGAGGAGGAGAGCAGGUUUUAUCGAUGUCGCGGAUGUUAUUUUGCCUACUGUUAG
Messenger RNA from Fusarium fujikuroi IMI 58289, 1527 nucleotides. RefSeq lists its product as uncharacterized. Gene Ontology annotation, molecular function: oligosaccharide binding; polysaccharide binding; N-acetylgalactosamine binding. Lineage: Eukaryota; Fungi; Ascomycota; Sordariomycetes; Hypocreales; Nectriaceae. The transcript has 3 exons. Gene Ontology annotation, biological process: cell-cell adhesion. Gene Ontology annotation, cellular component: protein complex involved in cell adhesion; phagocytic vesicle; cell surface. The coding region runs from base 1 to 1527 and encodes 508 amino acids. The record is from RefSeq and is a predicted model, not a curated record.